Molecule: messenger RNA, 2401 nt
Organism: Centropristis striata (black sea bass)
Lineage: Eukaryota; Metazoa; Chordata; Actinopteri; Perciformes; Serranidae
Gene: efemp2a
Product: EGF containing fibulin extracellular matrix protein 2a
Exons: 11
Coding region: 369-1682 (437 amino acids)
Molecular function (GO): calcium ion binding
Source: RefSeq, a predicted model, not a curated record
GUCCCUCUCUCCUCCCUCUCUCCGUCUCUUGCUCACUCUCUCCCUCUCUCCCUCCCUUUGCAUGUGUUCAGCUGCUCCAGCUGUCGGUCUCCCCACUCACUCUCUCAGGGUCAUACAGGCAGGAGUUUAAGGGACCACUUCUGUACGCCAACUCAGCCGGGAAGACCGCAGCCAGCAGAAGGACACACCGGCCAGAGGGAGAAGACCAAGCCGAAAAGAUUCAUCUGUACCAGCUCUUGGCCGCCUCUCUCAUUUAUAAAGCAGCACUGCCACCUGUGUGAUAGCUGUGUGAUAGCUGUGUGUGUGUGUGUUUGUGUGCAUGUUUUACGUGUGUUCCCGUCCCAUCUCCUGCAAAUUAGUGCAUUAGUAUGCAGGGUGCUUGUGUGUCAAUCUUGUGCGUGUGCAUAUGUGUGUCUGUGCUCCUCCGCAGUGCUAUUUCACAGCCACCUACAGAAAGUGACAUCUACACGGAAUGCACAGAUGGGUAUCACUGGGACCAUCAGACUGAGCACUGCAAAGACAUAAACGAGUGUGAGACCAUUCCAGAUGCUUGCAAAGGGGAAAUGAAGUGCUUCAACCACUACGGAGGUUACCUGUGCCUGCCCCGCUCUGCGUCAGUCAUCCCGGCCCCGGAGCCCCCCAUCACGCCCAUCGAGACCAACCCCUGCCCUCUGGGCUACGAGGCGCAGGGAGACAGCUGUGUGGAUAUAGACGAGUGUGAGCGAGACGAGGAUGACUGCCAGCCCAGCCAGCAGUGCAUUAACACACUGGGAGCCUUCACCUGUCAGUGUCCGGAUGGUUACCGCAAGGUUGGCACAGAGUGCAUCGACAUCGAUGAGUGCAGGUACAGGUACUGCCAGCAUCGCUGUGUUAACGUCCCCGGCUCCUUCUCCUGUCAGUGUGAACCUGGCUUCCAGCUGGCAGGAAACAACCGAUCCUGCAUCGAUGUGAAUGAAUGUGAGAUGGGCGCUCCCUGCUCUCAGAGGUGUUACAACACAUACGGCACCUUCCUCUGUCGCUGUGACCAGGGCUACGAGCUGGGGCCCGAUGGCUUUGCUUGUAACGACAUCGAUGAGUGCAGCUACUCCAGCUACCUGUGCCAGUAUCAGUGUGUCAAUGAACCAGGGAAGUUCUCCUGUGUGUGCCCUGAGGGAUACCAGCUGCAGGGCACCAGACUGUGCCAGGAUAUUAACGAGUGUGAAACAGGUGAACACCAGUGCACCAACACACAGACCUGCGUGAACAUCCAUGGCAGGUACCAGUGUGUGGACUCAAACCGCUGCCAGGACCCUUACGUGCAGGUGUCUGAGAACCGCUGUGUGUGUCCCGUCAACAAGCCUGCCUGUCGAGAGCUGCCUUUCUCCAUCGUCCACCGCUACAUGAGCAUCACCUCGGAGCGCUCCGUCCCCUCCGACAUCUUUCAGAUUCAGGCCACCAGCGUCUCUCCGGGAGCUUACAACACCUUCCGCAUCCGAUCUGGAGACGAAAACGGAGACUUCUACAUCAGGCAAAUCAAUAAUAUCAGCGCCAUGCUGGUGCUGGCCCGCGCUGUGUCGGGGCCCAGAGAGUACACGUUGGACCUGGAGAUGGUGUCAGUAAACCCUCUGCUCAGCUACCAGGGCAGCUACCAGACCAGCUCCGCCCUCAGACUCUCCAUCAACGUCGGGCCGUACGCCUUUUAAAGAAGAGUGGAGCGAUGCAGCGAGAGAGAGAGAGAUGGAGAGAAACACAGAUGCAAAAAAAAAAAAAAGCAAAAUGAAGCUGUAAAGCUCAAGUGGUCGAUGCAGUUCAACCAGUCACUGUGAUGUUACACUCUUUAGCUUUUUGUACCUCCAAAGAAAGCCACAUUUCAGCCAUAUACAUACAGUACAGUAUACGAAUACAAUGUAGCAGUAAUGUCACACAAAUAAAUAACAGCCUUAAAUAAUUACCCAACUUAAAUUUGUUCCCUUGUGUUCAAUGUGUCAGUUUCCUGGGAUAUAUCAUGUUCACUGUCAUGUUUUAUUUAACACCUAUCUGACAGUCUCAUUCUGUGUCUAAAAAGGAGUUUUAUUUUCUCCACAUCUGUUCAGGGUGAUAACAAAUCUGUGUGACAUAUUUUCUGUCUGACUUCAGGUGCAGUGAUUCACGCCCAGCGUCACCAGAUUAAUCUGUUUUCACCAGUUUACAUCCUUAUCUUCGGUUCUGCUCUGUUUGUCACUUUACUCUUGUCGAGCCUGUUUCCUGUUGACAGACGUGAUUCAGUAACCACUCAGAUCAGACCUCCGCCAUGCACGCUCCUCCUUCUCCCUCCGCUGUUCAUUCCUCUGUUCCAGCUCUCCAUCACCUUUUCUAGGUUUGUCACAUUGCUGAUCGUGCUGUACUUUGUUUUGUUUUUGUCUAAGAUUUAAAGCCAAAUAAA